Messenger RNA from Phasianus colchicus (ring-necked pheasant), 3770 nucleotides. NCBI's taxonomy places the organism in Eukaryota, Metazoa, Chordata, Aves, Galliformes, Phasianidae. The record is from RefSeq and is a predicted model, not a curated record.
UCUGAUGGAAAGGUUUUGAGAGGUCUGUGUUUAAGUGUGCUUCUGAUAAGGUUUUAUCGCAGCUGUACAGCAGAAAAAGUGGAUGCUGUCAGUUUUAUUGACUUUUAAAGCCAUUAAUGAUGACUUCUCAGAAAGCUGUGUUAUAAAUUCACUGAGUGCUUCAAUUUGUGUAGUAUAAAUUUCAAGGUAAUAUUAAAAAAAAAUAGGCUCACAUUGCUUCUGGGGUGAAGGGGGAGAAAGGGCAGUGAGGACAAAUGUCUGUUCAAAAUUCAAUGAAAGGUUUCAGAGAAUGUAACAAAAACUAUUCUAGCCGUGUCUCUGGAAGCUAGAUACCACCUGUUCUACAUCAUGUUUGAAAUUUCUACCAGGUGUUUGUGUCUGCCAGGCAACAUCACAGGUGCAAAUUAGUCCAAAUUACCCACAAGCACAAGGUUUUUAAAAGCCUAUUUGCAUACGUGCAGUGAAAGGGCUUUUGAAUUCAGUAGCUGUGGCCUCUGAGGUGUUUGUCAUAAGUUCUGAUCCGUGUGAUGGACUCAUCUUUAUGUUUCCUGAUCCCAACCUGAAUAUAAAGAGCAGGGAUUCAACAGAACCAAGACAACUCCGACGUUAUGGUCUUCAUCUGCAUUGCUGGGAUAUGAAGAGAGCAAGGAACACAGCAGUGAAGUGGAAUCUCCCCUGCUGCUGAACGUGUCCGCUUCAUUCUGGGAGAGGAAGAUGACAGCCCAGCACCCCCGCAGCUUUUCACGGAGCUGGAUGAGCUUCUGGCCGUUGAUGGACAAGAAAUGGAAUGGAAGGAGACUGCAAGGUGGAUAAAGUUCGAGGAGAAGGUAGAACAAGGUGGGGAACGAUGGAGUAAACCUCAUGUGGCCACAUUAUCCCUGCACAGCUUGUUUGAGUUAAGGACGUGCAUAGAGAAAGGCUCAAUAAUGCUGGAUAUGGAGGCCUCUUCUCUUCCUCAGGUGGUGGAAAUGAUUGUCGACAAUCAGAUUGAGACAGGGCUCUUGAAGGCAGACAUGAAGGACAAAGUCACCUACACGCUGCUCAGGAAGCACCGGCACCAGACCAAGAAGUCCAACCUGCGCUCUCUGGCAGACAUUGGAAAGACCGUCUCCAGUGCAAGUAGGAUGUUUACCAACCCCGAUAAUGGCAGUCCAGCCAUGACUCACAGAAAUCUGACUUCCACCAGUCUGAAUGACAUCUCUGACAAGCCUGAGAAAGAUCAGUUGAAGAAUAAAUUCAUGAAGAAAUUACCCCGCGAUGCUGAGGCCUCCAAUGUGCUGGUUGGGGAGGUAGACUUCCUGGACAGUCCUUUCAUUGCCUUCGUCCGGCUGCAGCAGGCAGUUAUGUUGGGUGCUCUGACAGAAGUCCCCGUCCCUACCCGAUUUCUCUUCAUUCUACUGGGACCUAAGGGCAAAGCAAAGUCAUAUCAUGAGAUUGGCCGAGCCAUUGCUACCCUCAUGUCUGAUGAGGUGUUCCACGACAUUGCCUAUAAAGCCAAAGACAGGCAGGACCUGAUCGCUGGCAUUGAUGAGUUUCUAGAUGAAGUCAUUGUGCUCCCCCCUGGGGAAUGGGAUCCAGCUAUUAGGAUAGAGCCCCCCAAAUCUCUUCCAUCUUCAGAUAAAAGGAAAAACAUGUACUCUGGUGGAGAAAAUCUGCAGAUGAAUGGAGACACGCCUCAUGAUGGAGGACAUGGAGGUGGGGGCCACGGGGACUGCGAAGAGCUGCAGCGAACUGGCAGAUUCUGUGGUGGCUUAAUCAAAGACAUAAAGAGGAAAGCACCGUUCUUCGCCAGUGACUUCUAUGAUGCUUUAAAUAUUCAAGCCCUUUCAGCCAUUCUUUUCAUCUACCUGGCCACAGUGACCAAUGCUAUCACUUUUGGAGGACUGCUUGGUGAUGCUACGGAAAACAUGCAGGGGGUGUUGGAGAGUUUUCUGGGCACAGCAGUCACCGGAGCGAUAUUUUGCCUUUUUGCUGGCCAGCCACUCACUAUUUUAAGCAGCACGGGACCUGUCCUUGUCUUUGAACGACUUCUCUUUAAUUUCAGCAAAGACAACGAUUUUGACUACCUGGAGUUUCGUCUCUGGAUCGGCCUCUGGUCAGCCUUCCAGUGUCUCAUUCUUGUUGCUACUGAUGCCAGCUUCCUGGUCAAGUACUUCACACGCUUCACCGAAGAAGGUUUCUCCUCACUUAUUAGCUUCAUCUUCAUUUAUGAUGCUUUCAAGAAGAUGAUCAAGCUGGCAGAUUAUUACCCUAUCAACUCCGAGUUCAAGGUGGACUAUAUCACACAUUAUUCUUGUGCCUGUGAACCACUGGGUCCAGAUAAUAGCUCAUUUUUUAACAGAACAACUGUGUCAUCAGCUGAGGGGCCGUUCUAUGCUGAGAUGUACAACACCACCAUUGACUGGUCAUCUCUGACAAAGAAGGAGUGCUUGAAAUAUGGAGGACACCUUGUGGGCAACAACUGUGGAUAUGUCCCUGACAUCACCCUCAUGUCUUUCAUCCUCUUUUUUGGCACCUAUACCUGCUCCAUGGCCCUGAAGAAAUUCAAGACUAGUCGCUAUUUUCCAACCACUGCCAGGAAGCUAAUCAGUGACUUUGCCAUUAUCUUAUCCAUUUUGAUUUUCUGUGGAAUAGAUGCCCUGGUAGGUGUGGACACACCAAAACUAAUUGUGCCAAGUGAAUUCAAGCCAACCAGUCCUGAGAGGGGCUGGUUUAUACCACCUUUUGGAGGGAACCCGUGGUGGGUGUACCUGGCAGCAGCCAUCCCUGCACUGCUGGUGACUAUCCUCAUCUUCAUGGACCAGCAAAUCACAGCCGUCAUUGUCAACAGGAAAGAACACAAGCUCAAGAAAGGUGCUGGGUAUCAUUUGGAUUUGUUCUGGGUGGCCAUUCUGAUGAUUAUCUGCUCCUUUAUGGGUCUGCCCUGGUAUGUUGCUGCGACUGUGAUCUCCAUUGCUCAUAUUGACAGCUUGAAGAUGGAGACUGAAACUUCAGCCCCUGGAGAACAGCCCAAGUUUUUGGGAGUGAGGGAGCAGAGAGUCACUGGAGUCAUUGUUUUCAUUCUAACUGGUGUAUCUGUCUUUAUGGCUCCUAUCUUGAAGUUCAUUCCCAUGCCUGUGCUCUAUGGUGUCUUCCUGUACAUGGGUGUUGCAUCCCUCAAUGGCGUGCAGUUCAUGGAUCGUCUGAAGCUGCUCUUGAUGCCUCUAAAGCACCAGCCUGAUUUUAUCUAUCUGCGUCACGUCCCGCUGCGCAGGGUCCAUCUGUUCACGUUUCUGCAGGUGGUUUGCUUAGCCCUACUCUGGAUUCUCAAGUCAACUGUGGCCGCUAUCAUAUUCCCUGUCAUGAUCUUGGCACUUGUAGCAGUCAGAAAAGCCAUGGACUACCUCUUCUCCCAGCAUGACUUAAGUUUUCUUGAUGACGUCAUUCCAGAAAAGGACAAGAAAAAGAAAGAGGAUGAGAAGAAGAAGAAAAAGAAGAAGGGCAGUCUGGACAGUGACAAUGAGGAUUCUGACUGCCCCUACUCAGAAAAAGUCCCAAGUAUUAAAAUACCAAUGGACAUCAUGGAGCAGGAACCUUUCCUAAGUGAUAGCAAACCUGCCGACAAAGAAAAAUCACCAACAUUCCUUGAACGCCAUACAUCGUGCUGAUAAAAUUCCUUUUCUUCAGUCACACACUAUGCCAAGCCCUCCACGAACUCCAGUAAAAGUUGUGCCUCAAAUUAGAAUAGAACUUGAGCCUGAAGACAAUGGUUAUUUCUGGAGGAGCAAGGG